Messenger RNA from Asterias rubens (European starfish), 4661 nucleotides. RefSeq lists its product as uncharacterized. Lineage: Eukaryota; Metazoa; Echinodermata; Asteroidea; Forcipulatida; Asteriidae. The record is from RefSeq and is a predicted model, not a curated record. The transcript has 17 exons. The coding region runs from base 140 to 2272 and encodes 710 amino acids.
AAGGUGCCAGACGUAAUAGGUAAACAGUGAACUCUGUUAAAAAUAUUGACAACGGUAGUUUUCCACUUGUUCUUAAAUAUUGUGAGAUGACUGUUUAGAAAAAAAAUAACAUAGUGUCAAAAUUUAGUAAAGAGUACAAAUGGAUGAGUUAUCUCUUCGCUUGAAGUCAAUAACUGUAGGUGUUAGAGAAGUCUCGUUAUUUUGCCUGUGUUGUGUGGCUACGUAUUUACUUCGUGUCCGCCACAGCUACAGCAUUGAACCAGCAUGGCGAGUUGACAGUGACCAGUCGUUGUAUGUGAAUGGACAUUAUGCACAACAAUGGGAAAUUAUACCCUCUGCUCUCGUUACUGAUGUUGAAAGCGAUGAAUUAAAUGAACUUCUUAUUGUGACAAAGGAACCCAACCUGCAGCUUCUUAAGAUUCCCAAGCAUUCUCAGCAAUCUAAGGUGCUCCCUUUUAUGCAACUUCAAAAUGAGGUAACCUUGGUUACAGGGAAUGCUUCCCUUAGUGACAGACAACCGAAAGCAUUAGCAACGGGCUAUUUGGAGCCGUACCAGUCUAUGCUGCAAGUCCGGAAACAGGUGAUAGUUGUUGUUACUGCUGAUUGGACUGUCCUAUGUUUUGAUCACAAUCUCAAUCUACUGUGGGAAACAAAGCUUAUGACUGUAUCUAUAGAGAGAUAUUUUAUCAGAGAGAUAUCCAUACAGGUGACUAGUCAUAUUGUUAAAGCUGAUGAUGGUGGAUUGGUGAUUAUAGGAGCUAGCCUAAGAGACAGGUAUCACAAGGAAGCUAAAAUUCGGCAUGAUCACAAGAAACCAGAUCAACGCCACGUUCACAGAGAAGAAGAGGAUGAGGAGGAGGACCAAGAUGAAGAAGGACAGAAAAAAGCUGAGCCUGUGGUGAAUCAUUUCUCUACAUUUGCACUGAGUGGUCACGAUGGCUCCAUCAGAUGGCAUCAUUUACCUGGUGACUUUGGAGAACGUACUAUUACACAGGAGGAGUUAUUUUCAGCUCAUCAUUUCAAGCUUGCCCUGCGUAAGGGUUUAAGUCACGCAGGGGAGCAGCAGUGGAAUCAGUACACUCAUGCCAUCCUCAAACAAUUGCCUCAUCGGUGGCAGAGAGGUUAUGAUACUUCCCUUCUUCUAGCUCGCAUUGUGAAAGACAACGUCAAAACCCCACAGGUAGACACAUCCAACGAUGGAGUGACACUACCAUCAUUGAUUGGCUUGGAUGGGGAACACAUUGCUGGAUACCACUUUGGAGGCCUGAGACCACACAGCCCUACUGAGCAUGUCAAGAAUCCUAAUGCUGUAGUCAUUCAUAUGCAUGAGGGUAUUGAAGUGCUAGAUCUGGCAACAGGCAGACCGUUAACCAGACUGAAACUAUCCAAUGAUGUAGCUACAUAUGCCGAUGUAGAUAAUGAUGGCACAAUAGACCAGGUCAGAGCAUCUUUCACCGAUGAUAGUACACACAGAGAUAACUGCAUGGCUAUUGUCAAGUCUGGUAUCCCUCCUCACACAAUGCUCUUCAAUGGAUCAAUCUGUGAAGCUCAUGCAUACAUGGAUGCAGUAGCUGGGUCAUUGUUCGGAAGGACAACAAUCAUCCAAGAGAACUUGAAACUUGCCAUCGCUCCACUUGUUGUUCCAAGUAUUGCUAAGCAGUCAGGAGUGAUAAACCACCUGCUGGGUACCAGUAUGCUGCAGAAAUCACGAGGUAGACUUGAUAGUAUAUUCCUGGUCAGUAAUGGUCGGGUUACCAGCUAUGGUCCAUCAGGUCGUAUCAAUUGGCAGGUUGAUACAAACAUCAAAUGGAAUACUGCCAUGACCAUCUUUAAGAAUAAGCACCACUUCCCCAAAGAGAUUAUGGAUAGAUACCAUAAUGCGUUCCAGCCUGGUAUGCAGGUUAUGGCACUCCAGGUGUUUGGUAAACUGGGUGCUGUUGCCUUAGUUGGUUGGGAUCAUCUUGAUAUUCUAUCAUUAGAAGAUGGUCAUCAGAUCGCACAUCAUUCUCUGCCAUGUCAACCAACUGCACCACUAGUGAUUGGAGACUUCAACUCAGAUGGUUACAAUGAUGUUAUACUACAAUGUUCCUCAGGAAUAUUGGGUUUUCGUCUGGAGUUAUACUCUGCCUACUGGUCAACAGCCGUCAUUGGUUUGUGCCUCGUGGCUAUAGUACUAGGUCUGACCAAGCUAUGCUCAUCUGAUCAUCAUUUCUUUGAUGAAGACCCUUCGGAGGGACAGACUCCACCUGAAUACAACCACUUUGCAAGGUGACACCUGAUAGAGGCUGCUGACGACAGAACUAAACGUCUGUUUCAUGAACUCUGUACUUUCUUCAAUGUUAUGGUGUUGAUAUUAAUACUGUACAUUAGUCUGGUUGGGUUUUACCUCAUUGUGAUGUACAUGUAUGAACGUAUGCAUGAUAGCAAUCAUAUGAGAUCCCGGCAUAGUGUCAUAUGAUGGACAAUUCUUACAGAGAGGCAUGUGAUAGGAUCUUGUGAUCUAGGAACAAGAAAUAAAGUGUCGCAUCAAGAACAAGAACGGAUCAUGAGCACCUGUUGAGAUAGUAAGUUGUUGCUGAAACAAUGGAUUUACUAAGAAUGGCGUAUGGUCUGUACUAUGGUUGAUGUUCUAUGCAGAAUUGUUGCUCGCCAGUAAGUAGCAUAGAUUGGUUUCAACCAUCCAGCCACUGUCAUAUAGAUUUAAACAUACUCCAACCUACAAUCCCGGUCAUUAAAUCUUUGCCUCGGGUGCCAUUUUUACCCUCGGGUCUACAAAACACCAUGGACCCUGUCACAGCGUGCAACAAUUUUAUACCUUGGUGAUAUUUUAAAAUUAUUCUUCUCGAGGUUCUGUUGUCAUCUUCAAAUACGACGGAGUAUGCACCGCAGACGAACAGUUGUUUAAAUAAGAAACACUUAUUCACUGUUCCCUCGAAUCCGCGAGUGUUUCAUACCAUCAUACACAGCACUGGAAAUCCGCCAACGAUGGGAAUGGUCAAGGUGAUGUACACUGGUAAACAAAACUUGUGUUACCCUCCGCCCUCUGCAGCAAUGGUACAUGCGUUUUUGUCUCGCACCACUUGAUUCUUUCUUGACCAAUGAAACUUCACAAUUUGUUAUCGAAGUAUAACAAAUCUCGGUGGGCCCCCCACCAGGGAAAAUGGUGUCCUAGGGAAGAUUCUGUCGCCCUUCAUGAGGGAAACUAACGUGGACUGAAAGAGGAUGUUUUAAAAGAGGGAGCUAUCAAAAGAACACAGUUUACACAGUUUACCGUAUGGGGGCAAAGAAUCUCGAUCCUGCCACAUCGGCGCUCUACCAACUGAGCUAAAUAUUUGUUAAUAUCUUUGUUUGGCGGUGCCAGUCAGAGGCCAUUUAAGUUGUUGCUGUGUAGCUAUUGAUCACACCCUAGUUUACAAUACAAACUGGGAAGAGGCAGCCAGGGGAUGCGACUUUGUAUUUAUUUUUUUUUAUGGGUAUUUAUUGUAGAUUUUGGGGUAUUAUUAAGGGAAUAAAAUAGUCUGCGACAAGUUCAUAAACGGUCGCUUAGUAACAAGUCAUUACUCUUUUAUUCCCAUUCAUAAAUGCCCUUAUGUAAAAUAAGCGAAAUAAUUUCACAAUUAUAGACAAUGUGACACUUUCUUUCGUGAAUUUUUUGAUGUUCGCAAAUUUAAAAAAACUUAUGUCCAAAUGUUUUUUGCGUGACUGUCGGUGAAACAUGCGCGCAUAUACACACUACGCGCUGAAAUAGAUGAAUUGCAUUCCAAGUAAUUUAAAUUGGCGUAUACGAGCUUGGGCGCUCAACAUGCGAAGCCAGCCACUCUUAAACAGCUGUGUCUUUAUCAACUGUUUAAACACCCCCACGUGACGUGCUCUCCACCAAUAGGAAUAGCGAAACUGUCUGGGGUAUUUAUUAAUGUCUAGUAGAAUAUGUUGACAAUCUCAUGACAUGAAGUGUUGGGAAUCCAAUUCCAAGUUAAAAUCAUGCCAGAUAUACAAAUAAUGAAACCUUAAGCCUUUCCUUCCAUUUGAAGUGCCUCAAUUUCUCUGAAAAAUAAGGAAUAUAGAAGCAAUUGUUGUCUUAUUUAAAAAUUGAUUGGUUUAGUUUGAAAUCCAAUUUACUGGAGGGAUAGUAGAUGGACUGGCUGAUUCUUAUUUAAGCCAUUGCUCAGUCCUGGUUUCCAAAUUGAUAAAAUAAGUCUACCAAAAUCUCACUUCAAGUUGGUUGGAUUUCCAAUCCCCCUGAGAAAUGUUUCCGCUUGAGUUGCUUUCUCAUCCGAAGAAAGAGGUCACUGGAUUGGCCAAAUUAAAAAAGCUGCCUGCGAGGCACAUACACACACAAAUCCUAGUGAAACACGUAAUCGGUAAAUCUUAAAGAAGCAUUUUGAUGAAAUGUCCAGGUAGUCGUGCGUCUUAUAUUUCUUAAAACUGACGGACAAAUACAGAAUUGUUGAUUUGGAAAAGAAAGAAAAUUAAUUACUUUUGAUAAAACAAAGGGCAUAGCAGCAGUGUUUCUCCAGAGUAGUAUUUUCAAUUGAAAUACAUUCAACGUUGAAUAAAUAGCAUAUUAAAGGCAAGGUAUUUUCUUUGGGGCUGUUGAAAUGUUUUAAUCCUACAUAAGUGUAGAUAAUAAGGAAAUCAAUGUGUGGUGAAGAGGUUUCCAA